GCGGAAGCAUCGUCGGCGCUGCGCGAUUUCAAAUACAACCUCCUGGUGACCCUGCAAGACCCAGCACGAGGCCUGGAGGUGCGCACUCUGAACAUGAUCUUCGACGAGUCUUCAAUCUAUGGCCAGCGAAAUGCGUGUCAUGAGUGCUGGUUGGUCACCAGCACACAGGCCAGCACCUUGACCCGGAAAACGAUUUUCAAAAGGCUUGUGAUCGACAAAGUUCCGAUGCUGCCUCGGGCGGUGGAGAUGGUGAAAGUUGAGGUCGGUCGCAAAGUUUGUGCCGAUACGGAUCGGCUGUCCUGGGCCCAGGAGAUGAGACAGCACCUUGCCGGGACCGGGCUCAUCAAGCGGGUCUUGACUGCGUUGGAAGUGCACAAAAUGCACUCGGUGAUUGUGGACCUGUUCGCGCACGACGGCUGGAUCGCACUUGCAGUCUUGCAGCUGCAAUUGGAAAACUCGAAGAGUGUUUGUGCCAUGGUUGCGCACACGGAUGUGGAGCUCAAGUUCUGCAAGGACGUGAUUCUGCACGCCUUGUUCAGCAAGGCAAAGUCCAAGCAAAUGACGAUCAAUGGGUUUCCGGACUUUGCCGCGGCCAUGGCGGAUCUUUCAAAGGUGCACACGACCGAAGCCCGGUCGGAGUAUGAUUACCAGGUGACCGUGCCGGUGGGCGGUUCCCUCAUCGUCCUCCAGGCGCUGAAGAACAAGUUCGAGGCAUCCCAGGUGGUGUCCGAGGAGUUCACAAAGCUCCUGGAGAAGCACGACCAUGAUUUCAAUCGAGAUCAUAAGACGGCCGGUGGGCCUGCGGCUGGGGAUACUGAGGUGAAGCGACUCCGACAGAGCCCCAAGAAGUUGCACAAGGCCUUUGAUGAUUUCACGGCUUUCCGUGCGAAUCACCACACGCUGAUUGAGUGUGGCAUGACAGAUUUCACUAUGCUGUAUGAUAUGGAAGAGGCGAGCCUCUGGAUCAACAGCGACCGGAUUACUAACAUCCCAUCGAAUAUGGAAUUCUUUGGGUUCGGGUCUGGAGAUUUCGCGGACGGUGCCACAGCCAACGAUGUUCUUUCGGAUCCAAAUGGGCGGUGGUUCCGCUACUGCCUGACCGGCUCCAUCAAGGACAUCCAGGUCAUAGUGGAGUGUGACCGAAAGUUGCCGGAAGAAGUAAAAGAUCUGGCGAUUUGGAACAAGGUCGCGAGCCUGCACCACUUCCUGGUGGCUUUGGAAGAUGCUGGGGAGCUCGUGACGAUCAUGAGCCACACGAAAAGCCAGGAGAACGAUGAGCUGACAUGUGACGAGAAGAUUGUAUUCGUCAUGGAUGCAUUGAAAAGCGGCGCAAAGAAGCGCAAAAUUUCGAAGGCCGGUUGUUUGGUGCUUUGUCCCGGUGCGGAUGUUUGCCAAACAUGUGUCUGUGUGUGCUUGUUUGUGUGCUCUGGUUUUGAGGCCCGCCCGCUUUCUUUCGGUGCACACAUGGAUCCGGCCAAAAUCCGUGCUCUUCGCCCUCCAUUCCAUGUGACAUGGCGUAUGAGGCCGGUGUACAUCCGCCCUCCAUGUGAUAACAAAUGUACGAGCUGUGCAGUCACUCUGUAUGUUUGCCAAAUCUUCUUGCUGAUCCCUUGA
Messenger RNA from Symbiodinium sp. CCMP2456, 1614 nucleotides. NCBI's taxonomy places the organism in Eukaryota, Dinophyceae, Suessiales, Symbiodiniaceae. The record is from the annotation of a GenBank genome assembly.